AUGGCUACUGUCGACGAAGAGUCCGUACCAGGAGCAUUCGAGGAAGAUGCAGCAGAGACCGAUCCGCAACCAACGCCAACCACUGCGCCUGACGACUCUGGAUCUGUCCCUGUCGACCAAUAUCCUGGCUGGGCAUAUCCUACACGCAUGUGCCGAAUAUGUAGGGAAGAUGUGGUGCCCAAAGUCACUAUGUAUCCUCCCGGCAUACCUCUGAGAUAUCAAAGACCAGUGGCAGAAUACAGCAAUGAUGACGAGUAUGGGCGACUCAUCCGGCCGUGCAAGUGUCAGGGAUCAAUGCGAUACAUACACGAGCUGUGUCUACAGCGAUCAAGAACAGAGGGAGUGCGCCCAGGGUCGUUAUGGAAGUGUCCAACUUGCGGCUAUCAAUUCAACUUCCAGAAGCUCUCAUUCCAGCGCUAUCUCGGCAACAAGCUCUUUGCCAGCGUGCUUACCGUGUUUGUCAUGAUCCUCUUCAUGUUUCUCCUGGGGUUUGUCGCCGAUCCUAUCAUCAAUCUGUAUGUUGACCCCUACGACACAAUCGUUGGCAACGAGCCAUACUGGUCGGAGGUCGACGUCAUGACACGCUCAAGCAGCAUCUCUGGAUGGAGCCUUCAUUUCACAAAAGGCAUGAUCUCCAUGGGCUUGGUCGGGUUCAUUAAGACGAUGUUACUGAACCCUUUCAACUACCUCAACAUAAGGCAGACGGGCUUCGCUGGUACACGCAGAGCAGGCGCCGCGACCACUGGCCGUGAUCGAGCCGUUAAUGUCAGCUGGAUCGCGGUCGUCAUUGGCAUAACCUCAGCAUUUUACUUCUUCUACAAAUGGGUGCAAACAAUCAUCAAGCACACCCUGCAAAGAAUUGGUAACCAUGUCGUUGAUACGUCGCUGCCUGGCGACGAUGACGACCUGAAACCGCCACCUGAUUGGCAGAAGCCCAAAGACACGGCAAGAAGUCAGGACGAUCUUGUGGCCGAGGCCUUAUUCGGCAGUGAUACUGCUGCGAGUCCUGCCAACCCUCCUGUACCAGACACAUCUGACGUUAAGACUGAAACUGAACAAGAGGCUGGAACAGUGGCAGACGGCUUCGGAGAGGAUCUUGGGAAUGGUUCCACGAGAUCUGCUGAUCAUGGCCUAAGCAGUGCCCUCGAACAAGACUGGUCCUUCGUCGGCAUACCUCGCCAGCGCUAG
Cyphellophora attinorum is the source of this 1188-nucleotide messenger RNA. RefSeq lists its product as uncharacterized. NCBI's taxonomy places the organism in Eukaryota, Fungi, Ascomycota, Eurotiomycetes, Chaetothyriales, Cyphellophoraceae. Gene Ontology annotation, molecular function: zinc ion binding. The transcript has a single exon. The coding region runs from base 1 to 1188 and encodes 395 amino acids. The record is from RefSeq and is a predicted model, not a curated record.